AUGCAGAAAUUGCCAAAUUACAGUUGUUUGCAUGUGUGUUUCACACCUUUUUGCAUUGUGAUUCUCCUUACACAGUUCAUCAUUCUUUUUCUCUCUCUCUCACACAUUUUCUCACUUUUUCCUUUCCUUUAUCUUGGCUUCUCUUUCCUUUCUUUUAUUCUUUCUCUCUUCAUGGUGGCAAGAUUUGACCGACAACGACUGCGCUUUCUUCUCUUUCUGUCUCCUCUCUCUUUACUUACUACUUUCUCUGUCCCCUUCUCUUCCUAUUCCUCCUAUUUCUGUCUCCUCUCUCUUUACUUGCUACUUUCUCUGUCCCCUUCUCUUCCUAUUCCUCCUAUUUCUGUCUCCUCUCUCUUUUGCUACUUUUCUCUGUCCCCUUCUCUUCCUAUUCCUCCUAUUUCUGUUCUCUCUCUUUCGCCGCUUCUUUCUCUGUCCCCUUCUCUUCCUAUUCCUCCUAUUUCUGUCUCCUCUCUCUUUACUCGCUACUUUCUCUGUCCCCUUCUCUUCCUAUUCCUCCUAUUUCUGUCUCCUCUCUCUUUACUCGCUACUUUCUCUGUCCCCUUCUCUUCCUAUUCCUCCUAUUUCUGUCUCCUCUCUCUUUACUCGCUACUUUCUCUGUCCCCUUCUCUUCCUAUUCCUCCUAUUUCUGUCUCCUCUCUCUUUACUCGCUACUUUCUCUGUCCCCUUCUCUUCCUAUUCCUCCUAUUUCUGUCUCCUCUCUCUUUACUCACUACUUUCUCUGUCCCUUCUCUUCCUAUUCCUCCUAUUUCUGUCUCUCUUUACUUACUACUUUCUCUGUCCCCUUCUCUUCCUAUUCCUCCUAUUUCAUCCUCCUAUUUCUGCCUCCUCUCUCCUUUUUCUUAA
This is a messenger RNA of Acanthosepion pharaonis, 864 nucleotides long. NCBI's taxonomy places the organism in Eukaryota, Metazoa, Mollusca, Cephalopoda, Sepiida, Sepiidae. The record is from the annotation of a GenBank genome assembly.